UCUCACUCUCAUCAGACGACGGCCCCAACAGAAAAAUCGUCCCUUUCCUUCCUCCCCUCACUUGCCGUCUCCAUCUCGCUCACGCGGCUGCCGGCCGCCUUCGCCGCUUGCCUCCGCCUCCGCCUUGCUCUCCUCGCAUCGCACGCACGGCUCAGCUCGCUGCCGCUUCGAGGUGCAUGGCGCCGGCGCACCGCCGAGGAUGAGAGUCUGGGCCUUGACCACCACAACCAGUACCGCCUCUCUUGCAUCAACCCGUACUUCUUCAACCAAGGCGACGCCGGCGAGGAGAAGCCGCGGCGAUGGGGAACUGCGGCACGCGGGAGGAGAAUGCCGUCGUCGCCGCGCACGCGCAUGUUCAGCAGCUCCACUUGCUGCAGCAUUCUGCCAAGAACCCUCUUGCAGAUAGGAAGCACAACCGCACCUCGUCGGAUAUAAGUGACCCUUCGACACCUGGCAAAAUCGAAGAUGUCAAGGACAUUUCAAUAUAUAACAAUGUGAUUGCCUUCACAUUGUUUGAGCUUGAAACAAUCACAAAGAGCUUUCGUGUGGAUUAUGUUCUCGGUGAAGGAGGCUUUGGGACUGUUUACAAGGGUUACAUAGAUGAGAAUGUCAGGGUUGGUCUGAAAUCGCUGCCUGUUGCCGUCAAGGUGCUCAACAAAGAUGGACAUCAAGGACACAGAGAAUGGCUUACUGAGGUUAAUUUCCUGGGGCAGCUGAGGCAUCCAAAUCUAGUAAAGUUGAUUGGAUAUUGCUGCGAAGAUGAACACAGGCUGCUUGUCUAUGAGUUCAUGUUUCGUGGAAGUCUAGAGAACCACUUAUUCCGAAAAACAGCUACCUCAUUACCCUGGGCUACUAGGAUGUCGAUCGCACUGGGAGCUGCCAAAGGGUUGGCUUGUCUCCACAAUGCUGAAAGGCCUGUUAUCUACAGAGAUUUCAAGACCUCGAAUAUUCUGCUGGACUCUGAUUACACUGCUAAACUAUCUGACUUUGGCCUGGCAAAAGCUGGCCCAGAAGGUGAUCAGACUCAUGUAUCAACUCGGGUGAUGGGAACAUAUGGUUAUGCUGCCCCUGAAUAUGUGAUGACCGGUCACUUGACUGCUAGAAGUGAUGUCUACAGCUUUGGUGUUGUCCUUCUCGAGCUACUAACAGGGCGCAAGUCCAUCGACAAGUCACGGUCCAGCAGGGAGCACAGCCUGGUUGACUGGGCCUGCCCCAAGCUGAAUGACAAGAGGAGGCUUCUCCAAAUCAUUGACCCAAGACUGGAGGGACAGUAUUCAGUUAGAGCCGCUCACAAAGCCUGCAGCCUGGCAUACUACUGCUUGAGCCAAAACCCCAAGGCAAGGCCUCUGAUGAGCGACGUCGUCGAGACCCUUGAGCCAUUGCAGUUACAGGGCAGCGAUGUCCAGUCUACCCAUGCUGGCGGCCUCCCUGACUACAGAAUUCACCGUAGGCUAACGGGGAACAGCGUUCACUGCAGGCCCAUCCCGAACCCAAAAUGCUCCCCUGCUGUCCCAGCGUGCAGGGUGCGGUGAGCAAGAGCCUGAUGUUUCAGCUGCUGCCUGGAGAUGAAAUAGGUUCAGUUGUAAAUUGCAGGCCUGGACAACCGUGGAUGGCGCUUUCUUGCGUGCAUGUGUGCGCUUGUGUGUCCUGCGUGUUUGUUUCUUGUUCUUCUUCCUUUUUUGCUCGGUUUUCUGGUUUGUAAAUUUGAUCUGCGUGCUGCUGCUGCUGCUGCUUUAAGGCCCUCUAGUUUUCUUGCUGUGGUCUUAUGUGGUCCUAGACAGAGUGAGUCCUGCCAAAAAACCAGCAGGUUUAACCCUAGAAAUGAAAAAUGCUGAACUCUUAUGUUGAUAUGCUGAGAUGGAAGUGUCGUGACAUCGCUGAAGCUCCAUCCAGGAAGGGAAUUAUCAGUAUGAAAAUUGCUUCAAAUGUCUUCUGUUGUUUUACAUUAUUUAUGGGUUGUUGCACCACCUCUUGGAUUCGUUGAGCUGUAACCUUCUGAUGUUACUGGGGGAAUAUUAAGUGGAAAUGCAUCAUCUUUUUGAAA
Messenger RNA from Brachypodium distachyon (stiff brome), 2044 nucleotides. RefSeq names its product probable serine/threonine-protein kinase PBL8. Gene Ontology annotation, molecular function: ATP binding; protein kinase activity. The transcript has 6 exons. The coding region runs from base 300 to 1532 and encodes 410 amino acids. The record is from RefSeq and is a predicted model, not a curated record. Lineage: Eukaryota; Viridiplantae; Streptophyta; Magnoliopsida; Poales; Poaceae. Gene Ontology annotation, biological process: protein phosphorylation.